Molecule: messenger RNA, 2642 nt
Organism: Aedes albopictus (Asian tiger mosquito)
Lineage: Eukaryota; Metazoa; Arthropoda; Insecta; Diptera; Culicidae
Product: dynein regulatory complex protein 9
Exons: 5
Coding region: 47-1384 (445 amino acids)
Molecular function (GO): protein binding
Source: RefSeq, a predicted model, not a curated record
CCAGGUGUUAAUUUAAAAACACUUAACGAGGGGUGAAGUUUGACCCAUGGCAACAUGCUACCCACGCGUUAAAUCGAUGUCCCUUGUGCUGGUCAAAACGAUAGAUACCAAUCAGUUGAAAUCAGUUUGCCACUUCGCGAGGAUGGCCGACACGGUUGAGGAAAUUUUCGCCAAUGAUUCCCCGGAGGACAUCGAAACGGUGAAGAGCAUGAUCGAAAAAAUCCGUCUGGAGAUCAUGUCGCACGGGGAGGAGGAACACGACUCGUACGACCCCGAGAGCCUACAGAAGGUCGAGUUCAACAUCCAGAUCAAUAGGGUCACGUUGAUUCUGCAGGAAAUGUCCGACACGCUGGAAGUGCUGUUCAGCUUGCCGAUGAUUUGUCGCAACGAAGAGCUGAUGGCGAAGCAUUUCAAUGCGGAAGAGCAGGACGUUCUGCGCUUGCUUUGUAAGUACAUGAGAUCGAGUGAUGAUGGCGAAGCAUUCGUACCGGAAAUUGUUAACAUGGCAGACUUCCAAUUUCCUUCAACAAAGUUCAUCGAGUUGGUUGAAAUGGUAUCGAACAAAGAUCUUCAUAAAGAGAUUUCAAGUCAUGUGAAGAAUCUACCCAAAGUAUACAAGAAAUUUCUGUCCAACAUCCGCGAGUUUCGCAAAUUCAACAUCACCAAGAUGAAGAUGACCGCCCAGAAAGAUUUAGCCAAGGAGAAGAUCCUGCAUCGGAUGUGGCAGUCGAACGAGCGUAACAUCAAGGAAAUCGCCAAAAUUGAGCGUAUUCUGGAGGACAAGAGGGCAUCGUUCCAGGUGGAGAUCGAGGAAAAGACAGCCAUCAUCGAGAAGUACCGGGCGGAUAUUGAACGGCUGGAGGAGCAGAGCAAGAGGCAAAUCGAUGAGUUUAUUCAAGAGUCCGAUCGGAGCAUGUUCCAUUACUUCGAGCGAAGUGAUCAACGUUACGAGGAGCUUCAGGAAGAAGUCAACCGUAGGACCAAAGAGUACAAGAACACCUUGGAGGCCGAUCUUCUGUCGGAAAAGGCAAACCGGACAAAGAAAGCAAAGUUGACGCAGCAGCUCCAGCUGUGGCUCAAUAAAUACGAUAAGGAUGCCGGCGAAAGGACCAAGGAAUUGAACGCCUUGGGAGAUACCUUGCAGGAACGUCAGGAGGAGUUCGACGAAUGGAAGCGUACGGUGUUCGAUCCCCAGGAGAAGAAAUACUUCGAUGCAAUCGAGGAAAGGCGCCUGGAUGAGCUGCGGGCCCAGGAGGAGGUCAUACACCAGUUCAUGAUGAAACGGGCCGCAAUUGUUCUGCAGCGAGCUUGGCGUUCCGUAGCCGAGCGGAAGCGCAAAAUGCGUGGUCGCCGGGGAGGACGGCGUGCCAAGGGCAAAAAGUAAACUUCCUAAAUCGUUCCUACAUGCAGUAGUGGUGAAACACUUGAUUGCUUAAAAAUUUUCUCCUCAUGGUAGAAAGUUCUAUGUUUAAAUUUACUAUGAAACUGCCUUUUUGCAGGAAGUAAAUUGCAACUUUCGGUGUUCCUUUCGAGCGUGGUUUUGAACGCGAAUGUGAUCUACAAAGGUUUGACUUGGAAAUGCUGUGAAGCACAUCCCUAUAUUUAUGUAUCUGGUACUGCACUGAGUGUUAUGUCGCGUAUUUUUUUACAAAAUAUAUGAAUAAAUUUUUUUUAAAUAAUGUAUGUAUCUAAACAGGAAACAUCGAUCAACAAUCAACAUUGUGACAAUUUGCCCUCGAUUUAUUUAAAAUAUGCAAUCUCGAUUCUGUAAAAAAAAAACGAUCAAUUCUGACUAUACAUGUCAAUGGUUGCUCCUCCGUGAUUGAUCUGAACUGGUACCAGUUGCACUGAGAUCCAACUGAAUAAGGGGCUGGGACAUUCCACUUAUUCUCAAUGUGCAAUUUUAGCAGCUCAUGCAUAUUUGAUCAAUACCGGCGCCGGCCAAGUCCUUAUAGUCAGCUGGGAAGGGAAAAGAAUGUUAGAGUGUACUGGUUGUUGCUACUAGAGACCGAGAGCACUCUGCGUCCCCACAACCCGCACGGACUGGGGUAUUUGUUAGACGGAAAGGAUGGGAGAUCUGGGAGUCACCGUUGGGUCGGUGAUGUGAUCCAUGGAUAGGGUUAUUUAUAGUGUUCGUGAUAGAUUGUGUGGUGAAUAAGGUGAAUAAGGUCAAGCGGCACAGCACGCUUUGGUUGCAUAACUUAUAAGGCGUUAUAUAUACACUGUGCUGUGAGUGGAAAUUGGAAGGAAGGGAAACGACUUUUUUCAAUUCGUUUCUGGUUCUAGCGAUGGCUAUGAACAUAUGAAUAUACAUGAGUUGUAUAUGUAGAGGAAGAGAGAGCGAGAGAAAGUGGAUAGAAAGAUACAAAGUAGGAUGAAAAGGACGGGCCAGGGAUUGAACCCAUGACCUUCUGCAUACGAAUCAGAAGCGGUAGCCACUAGACCACCAAGCCCGUCUUUAAAAUAUGCAAUCUCGAUUCUGUAGGCUAGAAACUCCAAAAGUAUACCCCUUCUGCGUAUUCCUAUUUCAAUCAGAGACGUCUCUUUUACUUUUUCUGCUCUUUAUUGCAUGUGGCUGGAAAUUCUCUUCUGAAUGAUUGCUCAUUCUUCCUAUAUUUGCAUGUUAUCUAUCACACCCUUUC